AUGGGUGCAUCAGGCUUAGGUUCUGCUUUAGCAAACAGCAUUAAUCUCUCAAAUUUAACACUUGAUCUUAGUGACAAUUAAAUUGGUGGAAUAGGUGCAUCAGGCUUAGGUUCUGGUUUAGCAAAUUGCAUUAAUCUCUCAAAUUUGACACUUGAUCUUAGGGACAAUUAAAUUGGUGCAAUGGGUGCAUCAGGCUUAUGUUCUGGUUUAGGAAAUUGCAUUAAUCUCUCAAAAUUGACACUUAACCUUUAGUAAAAAAAGUUUAUUUGUUUUGGGUUCUGA
Messenger RNA from Tetrahymena thermophila SB210, 282 nucleotides. Its product is annotated as cyclic nucleotide-binding domain protein. Gene Ontology annotation, molecular function: protein binding. The record is from RefSeq and is a predicted model, not a curated record. NCBI's taxonomy places the organism in Eukaryota, Ciliophora, Oligohymenophorea, Hymenostomatida, Tetrahymenidae. The transcript has 3 exons.